Entamoeba invadens IP1 is the source of this 1209-nucleotide messenger RNA. RefSeq names its product long-chain-fatty-acid-CoA ligase, putative. The annotation marks the transcript as partial. NCBI's taxonomy places the organism in Eukaryota, Evosea, Mastigamoebida, Endamoebidae. Gene Ontology annotation, cellular component: membrane; endoplasmic reticulum. Gene Ontology annotation, molecular function: long-chain fatty acid-CoA ligase activity. Gene Ontology annotation, biological process: long-chain fatty acid metabolic process. The transcript is spliced from 2 exons. The record is from RefSeq and is a predicted model, not a curated record.
AUGAACACUGGAUUGGAUUUCCUUCAUAAAGAUGGUGAUAAGUGUUAUAUCAACUGCCAACCUCAAUACUGGACAGGCGGAAACCAAGAAGACUUAGACUAUAUCAAAACACACACCACUUAUGAAAUCAUCAAAAGAAGAUGUCUACGUCGUCCAGACAAUGACUUCUUUGGGUACAGAAGACUUGAAAACGACCGAUAUGUAGGUGAUUAUAUUUGGAUUAAAAACAAAGAUGUUCUGGACUUAGUAGAUACUCUUGCUGGUGGUAUCAUAUCGACAUUGAAAUUAAAGAAAGGAGACUUUGUUGGGAUUAUCAGCUCAAACCGGUAUGAAUGGUAUGUCUCACAGUUUGCAAUGCAGCGACAAGGGAUAGUACCUGUCCCUCUCUAUCCAACUUUAGGUAAAGACUCUCUCAAUUAUAUCAUCACCACUCUUAACAUUAAAAACGUCUUUUGUACAUUCUCAAAGACAGUAGAAGAGAUGUAUAAUAGUAAUCCAACUCUCAAAUUGAUAUGCUACCCAACCCUGAAAAAGGUGAUGUCAACAAUACCAUCCAAUAUCAAUUAUAUUAACUACACUGACUUGAUCGAAAUGGGUAAGAAGAACCCAGUAGAGCCUGACUUACCUUCACUCAACGAUAUGUUCUCUGUGAUCUUUACUUCAGGGACCUCUGGUGUGCCUAAAGGAGCAAUUCACACGUAUUCAAGUUCUUCACAUGGCGCUUAUGUGAUCAACACAUGUGGCCUUUUUGGUUCAGAUGGACUUCUGAAUGGUACAUACUUCUCUUACUUACCAUCUUCUCAUGUACUGGAACUGGAAGUUGCACAUGCAUUCUUUUAUGGUGAAGGUCGUGUUGGUAUCAUUUCUGGGGGUAUUCAGACAUUAGCAGAAGAUUUGAAAUUGUGUCAGCCCACAUUCAUGGUAGCUGUCCCUCGUGUUUUACAGAAGAUAUUCGACAAGUUCACAGAGACAAUCAACAAGUCGAGUUAUUUGACACAAUUUGUAUAUCACAUGGCUUAUUCUUACAAAUUAAAUGCAGUCAAAACAAAUAGUUGGACAUACAUCAAUUGGGAUUAUUGGGUCUUAUCCAAAGUGCAAGAAGUCUUUGGUGGGAAGCUGAAAGACAUUUGGUGGAUGUUGUUGGUCACUUCCCAAAUGACAGACUUGAACUUUAUGAAUGUAGGAAGUGUAUGUCCCACAGUUGAGUUC